Symbiodinium pilosum is the source of this 225-nucleotide messenger RNA. The record is from the annotation of a GenBank genome assembly. Lineage: Eukaryota; Dinophyceae; Suessiales; Symbiodiniaceae.
GUGGAGGUAGUGGCUGAGCAUGAGCGCAUAGACUCCGCCGAUGAGGAUUAUGUUUACUUUCUGGCCAAGAAGAUCGGCUACAAGGUUUCGGUCCUCCAUGGGAACCGGCGAUGGUGCUUGCCAAAGCUAUCUUAUUCGCCAUAUGUGGAGGCUCCACCUUCGCGAGCGCAACUGUAUCUUGAGAUGGGCCUGAUGCGGCAAGCAGUGUUGAGCACUGUUGGGCUU